Xiphias gladius (swordfish) is the source of this 3049-nucleotide messenger RNA. Its product is annotated as chloride anion exchanger-like. NCBI's taxonomy places the organism in Eukaryota, Metazoa, Chordata, Actinopteri, Istiophoriformes, Xiphiidae. Gene Ontology annotation, cellular component: membrane. Gene Ontology annotation, biological process: transmembrane transport. The record is from RefSeq and is a predicted model, not a curated record. The transcript has 21 exons. Bases 535 to 2793 code for a protein of 752 amino acids. Gene Ontology annotation, molecular function: chloride transmembrane transporter activity; oxalate transmembrane transporter activity; bicarbonate transmembrane transporter activity.
CUGUACCAAGUACCAGGGUGUCUUAUCAAACGCUGGAUAAAUUCAUUUGGGGAAUACAUUCUGAUGUUUUUGCACAAACAAUCUCAGUUCCUGCAGCGCACAAACUAUUUUUACACUUGAAGUGCACCGUAGAGCGCUGCAGCCAGCCCUCGGCAGUGUUUCCCCUCCUUGAAAAGUUACUUGAUUUCCACUUCAUAACAAUGACUGUCCUAUCCACAUCCUCGCUAUCCUGCCCUAUGGUACGGUAUCUUUCGAUUGCUCUUUGGGGGCGGAAAGCCUCCACUGAAAGUUGCAGGCUACAGAUAUCAGUAAGAACAAUGGUCAAGGAUAAGCCCUAAUUGCUGUUAACUGCAGUUGUGAUAAUCUCGGGAGGUGGCAUUUAUUGAUGGCAAAAGUGUCUGAGGUCCCAGGUGAGCUCCAGGAGCUGGAGGAGUUGGAAGAGAGACUGGAGACUUUGGAUUUGGGACAGAUUAGACCACUGUCAGAGCCACAUAGAGAGGAAGCAGCGGCCGUCCGGGCAGCAGAGGCAAAAGGAUGCGAGCGGGGGCUAAGCAGUAUGUGGUGGCCAGGCCGCUGUACUCGGAGGAGUCCUUCGCUGAGGAGCACAAGAAGGUCUACAGGCAACACAAGACCGUGCUGAACCACGUCAGGGAGUACUUCACAUGUGAUGUCAAGCGGGUCAAGGACGCGGCUCUCUCUCUCCUGCCGGUCAUCGGCUGGAUUAAAAUCUACCCCGUCAAAGAGUGGCUGCUCGGUGACAUCGUGUCUGGCGUCAGCACGGGACUGGUCGCUGUCCUGCAAGGUCUGGCCUACUGUCUGCUGGCCUCUCUGCCCCCCUGGUAUGGACUCUUCUCUGCCUUCUUCCCUGUCAUCAUCUACUUCUUCCUGGGCACCUCCAGGCACAUCUCAGUGGGUCCCUUCCCAGUCUUGUGUCUGAUGAUCGGCUCCGUGGUCACCAGGCUGGUCCCAGACGAGGGUCCACCCGCCAACAUCACAGGGUUUGAAGGCCUGACAAGUGACGAGCAGAGAGUUCUGGUGGCUUCGUCUGUCACCUUCCUCGCUGGCAUCAUGCAGCUGGCGAUGGGUGUUCUGCAGGUGGGCUUUGUUGUCAUGUACCUGUCGGACACUCUGGUGUCCGGCUUCACCACAGCAGCUGCCAUCCACAUCCUGGUGUCCCAGCUCAAGUUUGUGUUGGGGCUGCAGGUCCCAGGCAUCAGCGGACCACUCGCCAUCAUAUAUACUCUGGAGAUCAUUUUCAACAAGAUCACCUCCACCAACGUCUGUGAUGUGGUGAUCUCCCUGGUCAUCAUGGUGGUGGUGUUCAUUGUAAAGGAGCUAAAUGAUAGACUCAAGUCCAAGCUACCGGUGCCCAUCCCCAUAGAGGUUAUCAUGACUAUUAUUACAUGUGGAGUUUCCUAUGCAUUCGACUUCAAGACGAGAUAUGGCGUUGACAUUGUUGGCCAUAUUCCAAAAGGGUAUGAGCAUCCAGUGGCUCCAAACCUGCACAUCUUCCAGGAGACGGCAGUUGAAGCUUUUCCUAUGGCUAUAGUGGGUUUUGCCGUGGCCUUCUCCGUGGCAAAAGUCUACUCUGUAAAACACGAUUACACCAUAGAUGGAAAUCAGGAGCUUGUGGCCUUCGGAGUUAGCAACAUCUUUGGAGCUUACUUCAAGUCUUUUGCUGUGAGCACAGCUCUUUCCAGGAGUGCAGUGCAGGAAAGCACGGGGGGCAAGACUCAGAUAGCUGGUUUACUGUCAGCUGUCAUAGUGAUGAUCAUCACCUUGGCCAUUGGAUUCCUACUAGAGCCGCUCCCAAAGUCUGUGCUGGGUGCUGUGGUCAUUGUCAACCUGAAGGGCAUGCUAAUGCAGUUCAGAGAUGUCCCAUACCUGUGGAGGAGGGACAAACCAGACUGUGUGGUAUGGUUAGGUACCUGUAUUGCAGCCAUCUUACUCGGGCUGGAUCUUGGAUUGGCUGCAGGCCUCGGUGUGGAGCUGCUCAGCGUCGUCCUCAGGGCUCAAUUCCCUCGCUGCAGUGUGCUGGCCAACAUCAAGGGAACGGAUAUCUACAAAGACAGAAAAGACUAUAUUGAUAUAUAUGAGCCGGAGGGAGUGAAGAUCUUCAGGAUACCGUCGCCAAUCUUCUUUGCAAACAUUGAGUUCUUCAGGAGCAAGCUGGUGGAAGCUGUUGGAUUUAACCCCCUGAGGGUGCUGAGAAAGAGAAAUAAGUCCCUUAGGAUGGUCCGGAAACUUUUAAAGAACGGUGACCUGCAGUGGACGUCGAAAGGCUUCUUGAAUACCUCUUUUGGACUGAUCAAGGAAUCAGAGGACGAGAGGAACCUGGAGGAGCUGGACCUGCCGACUGACUUCAAGGACCUUCCUGCCCGGAUCGACUGGAACGCUCCGCUUCCAGCCAACAUCAUUGUUCCCAGAGUAGACCUGCACAGCCUGAUCCUGGACUUCUCUGCUGUCUCCUUCCUGGACAUCUCUGGUCUGAAGGGACUCAAAAUGUCGCUGAAAGAGCUGAUCCGGGUUGAAGUUGAGGUCUACAUUGUGGCCUGUGAUCCUUACAUCCUGGAGAAACUGCACGACUGUUGCUUUUUUGAUGAUGAAGUUCAGCCUUCGAUAUUCUUCCUGACACUGCAUGACGCCAUGCUGCACAUCCUCGAGAAACAUCCGGAGUCCACCGAAAUAAAAUCUCCCUACGAAAAGAUCAUAACAACAGUCAGCGUCCACCGCCCUGGAGGCAGUUUGAGGAGCAGAGAUAGCAAUGCUCCAUAUCCAGAAACCAAGUUCUAACAUCUGGAGGACAAGAUGACGAUUUCUGGAAGAAAACAUCCGUAAGACCAAAGACAAAAAGAGUGAAGGUUUUAUAGAUAAUGCUGUACAAUACGCUGAUGUGAGGAAUAAUGAAAUGACUUUAUUCAUCUGACAAUCUAAGUUUAUCUAUACAGUAUUUACUGCAAUGUAAGACAACACAUUUCAUUUUGUUAUUGUUUUUUAUACUGUACAUAGUGAAUUUUUAGAAAUUCUAGGUGCAAUACAUAUAUAUAUA